Molecule: messenger RNA, 1248 nt
Organism: Juglans microcarpa x Juglans regia
Lineage: Eukaryota; Viridiplantae; Streptophyta; Magnoliopsida; Fagales; Juglandaceae
Exons: 2
Coding region: 37-855 (272 amino acids)
Source: RefSeq, a predicted model, not a curated record
GUGUUAUUGAUAUGGGAUUGACGGGUAGUGGAGAAAAUGGAGGAGUACAUAGGGAGGUACACGAUAGCAUGCUCUUUUAAGAGUGUGUCAGAUAACUUUUUAUGGGCUUUUGCAGGAGUAUACGGUCCAAAUCUAGAUAACAACAGAGUGUGUUUGUGGGAAAAAUUGGCCGGUAUUCAUAGUUGGUGGAACCUCCCAUGGUGGAUAGGGGGAGAUUUUAAUGUCAUUAGAUUUCCUAGUGAGUCUUCCAGUAGUAGAAGAGGGCAGUCAGCUAUGGUAGAGUUAUUUAAAUGUAUCUCUGAUUUGAAUUUGGUUGAUUUGGCAUUAGUUGGUGGCUUCGCCACGUGGGCUAAUAAUCAUUCUUGGUCUCAGUUGGAUCGUUUCCUCAUUUCUCCUGAGUGGAAGAGUCAUUUCCCAGACGUUUGGCAAAAGCGUUUGCCUAGUAUCAACUCGGACCAUUUGCCCAUCUUGCUUGAUUGUAGUGGUAUCCGUGGUGGUAGAAGGUAUUUUAAAUUCGAAAAUAUGUGGUUAAAAUCUGAAGGCUUUGUAGAAAGAGUAAGACAGUGGUGGUCCUCGUACCAACUUCAGGGCACCCCUAGUUUUGUCCUUGCAGGAAAAUUGAAAGCGCUAAAAAGAGAUCUGAAAUUAUGGAAUAUGCAAUCUUUUGGGGACCUAAGGGAAAACAAGAAGGGUAAGUUGAAGGAGAUCUUGGAUAUUGAGAGGAUCCAAGAGGCGAGGCCCCUUAACCAAGAUGAAGUAGAACGGAAGACCUUGUUGGGUGAGGAGCUUGAGAGAAUUAUCUUGCUAGAAGAGAUUUCUUGGCGGCAAAAAUCAAGAGCCUUGUGGCUCAGGUAAGGAGACCGAAGUACCAAGUUCUUUCAUUGAGUUGCAAAUUCUCACAGGAGAAACAAUAACAUUGAGAUUCUGAAGAUUUACGGUGUUGAUUGCAGAGAAGAACAAGUUAUUCAGGAUCAUGUAGUUGGCUUCUAUGAGCAACUCCUAAUUGAACCAAUGUGUUGGCGGCCAUCCCUUGAUGGGCUGGGUUUUGACGCCAUUGUUACGAGUGAUGCCUCUCGGAUGGAUAGGGCUUUUGAGGAAGAGGAGGUGGCGGAGGAAGUGUGGAAAAUGGCUAAGGACAAGGUGCGGGGGCUAGAUGGUUUCUCUAUGGGUUUUUUUCAAGAUUGCUGGGAUGUUGUAAAUGAAGAUAUUAUGAAGGUGUUUCAAGAGCUCUUCGUGGCCGGAAAAUUC